CUAGUUGUGCCAUAUUUAAGGCCAGUGUUGGUAGGCGGAAUUGUGUAAUCGAUGUUCGCCAGCCCUGGACAGCUGAUAACAACAACAAGUAAAUAAAUAAAUUGUAUAUAGGAUGAGUUUUUCCGAAAAUACUUCCGUCUUAGAAUGGAAGGAGGGCAGGGUGAAAUUGGUACGAAAGAUCAAACAAUCCGUUAAGCAGGAAAACGACAAGAAGGUUGGAGGCGCUGGCGCCGGAAAACCAAAGUAUAAUCAAAGGUUUUGCGAGAAGUGGCUAAACCUAUUCGAGCCGUGGCUGAAACGUUCCGACGAUGAUCCGAAUAAGCCCUUCUGUCGCGCCUGCCACUGCCGCCUGGACUGCAAUCGAUGUCAUCUCGUCCGGCACGAGCGAACCACGAAGCACAAGCGAAAUCUGGAGGCCCUGAUUACCAAAGGCGAGGGAGCGAUACGAAACGAGUUGACUGUGCGGCAAGAACGGAGUAAAUACUUCCAGAAGCGGCCCAUGCAAGUGCUCAAGCAGGCAUCACCAGCAAAGUCCGAUGUGAAUGAACCUGAUCCCCUGGAAGCUGUGUCUCCGGAACCUAUCGCCACCACCGUGCACGUAAUAACCACCGAAAUCGAUGCAUUACCAAGUGGUAUUGAUCACGCGAGUCACAGCAUCACGUGUCCCGUCCCCAAACAAGAAAUUCUAUCAGAGUCGGAGGCAAACAACAAGCCAAAUGUCGAAUCUCAUUCGGGAAUUCUGCAAGAGGCCAAUGCGUUGGGGAACGACUCGGCGAUGACCACAAAGCGCACCACCGGCUCUUCCGCAUCUAAUCAGGAGGGUCUCAAGCUGCUCAUGCAAAUUCAUCAGGAUAAAAACGAGCUGAUGGAGUCCUUCCGUGAACUGAUGGGGAGCAGCCAGUCGACGCACCCCCCGCCACCCAAGGAGAAAAACCACGUAGACCUGUUCUUCGAGAGCGUCAGCUCCAGUGUGAAGGCUCUGUCGCCGAAGCUCAUGGCGGAAGCCAAAAUGCGCGUCUCACAGCUCAUUUGCGAGCUGGAGCUGCGGGGCCUUAAUGAUAACAGUACAAACGGGGAUGUCAUUGAGAUGCCCCUGGAGACGCCACCAGCUAGCUUGUAUCUGCUCAGGCAGAGUAGCAGUGGAUGUGCUCUGGUGCAGCAACCACACUUUGAUGGCCUCAGCUGAAAUGUAACAGAACAAUAAAAAAUAGCUCUAAUUUUUCAUUUAAAUUUUGAAAUAUAUUUAAAUACCGAUA
This is a messenger RNA of Drosophila pseudoobscura, 1256 nucleotides long. RefSeq names its product protein suppressor of variegation 3-7. NCBI's taxonomy places the organism in Eukaryota, Metazoa, Arthropoda, Insecta, Diptera, Drosophilidae. The transcript has 2 exons. The record is from RefSeq and is a predicted model, not a curated record. Gene Ontology annotation, molecular function: DNA binding. Bases 113 to 1186 code for a protein of 357 amino acids.